Molecule: messenger RNA, 2195 nt
Organism: Opisthocomus hoazin
Lineage: Eukaryota; Metazoa; Chordata; Aves; Opisthocomiformes; Opisthocomidae
Source: RefSeq, a predicted model, not a curated record
GAAUUAGAGACUGGCAUCUUUUGGAAGAAUUCCUCUGCUGUCUCAAUCUCGAUGCCGAUUUAACCGUGUUAACGCAGGCCUCUGUGGAUCCUGUGAGCUCCUCUACUCCUGUCCACGCAAGCCAGCCCUCCGCAACACCUCUGAAGCUGAGCUCUCGUUUGAGGAGACAGGACGUCGGCUUGAAAAGCCACCUGGAUCAGCUGGACCAGCGGAUAAGUGAGCUGAAAUUGGACGUCAGUAAGACCUCCAGCGAGUACCUGGAUAGUGACAGCCGGCCCAGCUCAGGCUUCUAUGACCUGAGCGACGGUGGUUCUUGCUCACUCUCCAAUUCUUGUACCUCUGUGUACAGCGAGUCCAUCUCCUCCUCCCACGCCAGUCUCUUGCCCGGCUCUCAACACCCCAAAGCAAGGCUCAGUGUGUUUGAUUACCGACCCAAGUCCGCGGAUGAAACGACUGUGCACACCACCAGCUUCCAGCAGCAGGGGACCUAUGGCAGCGACGGAUGUCGGAUUACAGCUGGCGCAGACAUUGCUGGGACUCCUGCCAGGUCCCGGCCGAGGCCAGUUUCCACAGGUGACUUGGAAAGACUCAUUCCAGCAGAUGGUAGAUUUCAGAAAGAGACAGAUCCCAAAUCCAUGUUGCCUCUGUGCCAUGCCGGAGACAUGCACUUGCUCAGCGUGGACCCCAAAUUCCAAAACGACUUGGUCUCCAGGAAUGGCGUUGAUGUGUAUCCUUACCCGAGCCCCCUGCACGCGGUGGCUUUACAAAGUCCCCUUUUCUCGCUGGUGGGGACAUCCCCAGAAGCAGACCUCCCGCCUCCUCCCAGCAAACACACACACAGUGCCACGGGUCCCGGCGUGAUCCGGACUAGGCCAGCCACCGAGGCCAAGCCGGGGGGUUACAUCGAUAAAUUACUGCAGCUGACGAGAUGCAAGGGGAGCAGUCGGGCUGAUGCCGGUGAGUGGCUUUCAACAAAGAGCCAGCCAGCCACGGUGCACCAGAGACUCGUUAUAACCCCCAGCGCUGGUGGAGUGAAAAUUAACAGCAGUGGUAGCCAGCUGGAAAAACAAGGGAGUUUUCCAGAAAGUAACAAAGCUGAAGGGAAGCUGCAGAGAGAGGUGCCGGAGGGGGAAUGUGCCAAGCAGCAGGAGACGGUGCACGGUGUGAAUGAAGAACAGCCGUGCGCCCGGCCCGACCCUGGGCCGUCAGCUGUGAAUAGCUGUUACCCUGCCAAGUCAGCAGCACGGGGAUCUCCUCUGGCAGAAGCCACGGAGAGCAGCGUGGAGCGCGGUUCGUCCUGCUUGCAGCUGUGCCAGGACAACUCCAGCCCGGGCACCUGGGACGCUGAAGCCACCCCACCCAGAAAGCCGCUCCUCAAGAGGUGCAGCAACGCCAAGCUGGCUGCUACCGGGGGUCACGAGCGAGCGGCACGGGGCGAGUUCGUCCAUGCUCGGUUCGUCCCUGCAGAAUCCCACCAAGUCGGGGUCAAGUUUGCCAGCUCCAAAAUGAAGGCGGUGAAGAUAAAGAGGAGGAACAGUGAAAAGGUGCUACGGCCUGGGAGACAAGCCUUUUGCGUGGAGAAGGCCAGUGGGUUCCACGUGCCCGCCGAGUGGAAUCAGCCCCAGAGACCACAUGGAGCAAAGAGCCUCAUGCGGAGACCUUCGUAUUCUGGGGAUGUGAGCGGCAGGUCGUGCUCGGAGUCCAGCCUGUUCCCGGUGCAGGUCAGGCUCCCCGCUGUGCCAUCCGGGCCAGAGCUCUACAGAGCCUCUGCCAACGCGCCAUAUUCCCUGGAAGCGGCUUGCGGAGAAGCAGCCGGCAAGAAGAAGCAGCGCAAGUGGCAGUCGAGGGCGCGCUCCAGGGCCCAGCGCCACGGAGCUGAUGCCAAGAGCGAGUCUGACCACUCCGAGUACUCUGCUGAGUGCGCUUCCCUCUUCCACUCCACCAUCGCGGAGACCAGCGAAGGGGAGGUCAGUGACUUCACGACUAACCGCUUCGGGGACAGCGAGUCCAGCGGAAGCGACUCGGAUGGCAGCAGCAACAGCAGCAGCCUUCUGGGUAACUGCCAGCCUUCUUGGCGUUGGCAGAAUCUGAGCUUUGCGAGUCCACCUCCGGUACCACCCAAACCACGGAGCAGUCAGAGAACCGAUGUUUCGCUGGACACACCGUCCUUCAGACCAGACCUUCGUUUGCAGUGA